GUAGAGCGCGGGUAAUAAAGACACCGGCCGUCUUCUUCCCUCGGACUCCUCCCCUCCAAGCUUUCCAAUCUCCCAUACGCCCUCGCCUCUCGCUGCCGAGAUGACGGUGGAGAAGGUGGACGCGACGGUGGCCGACUUCGACGGCCACUUCGAGAGGCUCUUCGCCGGCGACGACGGCGGCAAGCUGAAGCUGCUGCUCUUCCUCGCCGACCGCGAGCCCUCCUCCUCCCUCACCUGGUGCCCCGACUGCAACGUGGCGGAGCCGGUGAUCUACGGGAAGCUGGAGUCGCUGGGCAGGGACGUGGUGCUCCUGCGCGCGUUCGUCGGCGACAAGCCCACGUGGAGGGACCCGGCCCACCCGUGGAGGGUGGACCCGCGGUUCGCGCUCAAGGGCGUGCCGACGCUGCUGCGCUGGGAGAAGGGCGCCGCCGCGGGCCGCCUCGAGGACGACGAGGCCAACGUCGGGGACAAGAUUGAUGCCUUGCUCAAUUGACUAGUUGGGUUUAAUCCAAGCGUGUGCUCGCCGUGAUCUUGUCUGCUCAAUCCAAGUGCCGAGAAAAUGCUUUUGAAAAUGCUUUGGCAGAUGCUUAGCUAUGAAAUCGUGCUGUUCUUGUAACCAGUCAUGAAUGAACCAAAUAAAACAGGAUCGUAUUGGUGAUGA
Hordeum vulgare subsp. vulgare (domesticated barley) is the source of this 661-nucleotide messenger RNA. Its product is annotated as thioredoxin-like protein Clot. The coding region runs from base 101 to 493 and encodes 130 amino acids. The transcript has 2 exons. The record is from RefSeq and is a predicted model, not a curated record. Gene Ontology annotation, cellular component: cytosol. NCBI's taxonomy places the organism in Eukaryota, Viridiplantae, Streptophyta, Magnoliopsida, Poales, Poaceae. Gene Ontology annotation, molecular function: protein-disulfide reductase [NAD(P)H] activity.